AUGGCAUUUAAGGCAUUCCAUCCAUCAGCAAGGUACCCAUGGCAUUUUAGGCAAUCCAUCAGCAAGGUACCCAUGGCAUUUCAGGCAUUCCAACCAUCAGCAAGGUACCCAUGGCAGUUCAGGCAUUCCAUCCAUCAGCAAGGUAUCCAUGGCAGUUCAGGCAUUCCAUCCAUCAGCAAGCAAGGUACCCAUGGCAUGUUAGGCAUCCCAUCCAUCAGCAAGGUACCAUGGCAUUUCUGGCAUUCCAUCCAUCAGCAAGGUUCCCAUGGUAUUUCUGGCAUUCCAUCCAUCAGCACGGUACCCAUGGCAUUUGAGACACUCCAUCCAUCAGCAAAGUACCCAUGGCAUUUCAGGCAACCCAGCCAUCAGCAAGGUACCCAUGGCAUUCCCUCCAUCAGCAAGGUACACCAGGCAUUCCAUCCAUCAGCAAGGUACCCAUGGCAUUCCAUCCAUCAGCAAGGUACCCCAGGCAUUCCAUACCUCAGCAAGGUACCCAUGGCAUUUCAUCCAUCAGCAAGGUCCCCAUGGCAUUUAAGGCAUUCCAUCCAUCAGCAAGGUCCCCAUGGCAUUUUAGGCAGCCCAGCCAUCAGAAAGGUACCCAAGGCAUUUAAGGCAUUCCAUACCUCAGCAAGGUACCCAUGGCAUUCCAUCCAUCAGCAAGGUACCCCAGGCAUUCCAUACCCCAGCAAGGUACCCAUGGCAUUCCAUCCAUCAGCAAGGUCCCAAAGGCAUUUAAGGCAUUCCAUCCAUCAGUAUGGUAUGCAUGGCAUUUAA
Messenger RNA from Mya arenaria, 774 nucleotides. RefSeq lists its product as uncharacterized. NCBI's taxonomy places the organism in Eukaryota, Metazoa, Mollusca, Bivalvia, Myida, Myidae. The record is from RefSeq and is a predicted model, not a curated record. The transcript has 3 exons. The coding region runs from base 1 to 774 and encodes 257 amino acids.